Messenger RNA from Heterocephalus glaber (naked mole-rat), 2319 nucleotides. The record is from RefSeq and is a predicted model, not a curated record. NCBI's taxonomy places the organism in Eukaryota, Metazoa, Chordata, Mammalia, Rodentia, Bathyergidae.
AAGUCCCUGGUGGAAAUCCCCAGGGGAGCUGCGGCCGGUACAACUGCGAGGCAGAAAAGGAAACUGCACAGUCUGCAGUGGCACAGCCCGGAGAGCGCGGAGUUGGCGGGGGCGGAGCGGCGGCCGCCGGGACGCAUCCACACCCCCAGCCGGCCGGCCGAGCCAGCGAGCCCGAGCCCGGGCGUCCAUGGGGUGCAGCCCCGGCCCGACCCCCACCCUGAUUCCGAUUUGGAUCCCGACCCGCGUCAGCCGCCCGCGCCGGCCCUGACCCGGACUCUGCGAGAGGAACGCGCGGCCCGGAGAGGCGACGUAGACACCAUGGCCGAACAACUCCUUCCUCAGGCUUUGUAUUUGAGCAAUAUGCGGAAAGCUGUGAAGAUAAGAGAGAGAACUCCAGAAGACAUUUUCAAACCUACGAAUGGGAUCAUUCAUCAUUUUAAAACCAUGCACCGGUACACGCUGGAAAUGUUCAGAACUUGCCAGUUUUGUCCCCCGUUCCGAGAGAUCAUCCACAAAGCUCUCAUCGACAGAAACAUCCAGGCUUCCCUGGAAAGCCAGAAGAAGCUCAACUGGUGUCGUGAAGUCAGGAAGCUCGUGGCACUGAAAACCAAUGGCGAUGGCAACUGCCUCAUGCACGCUGCUUGUCAGUACAUGUGGGGUGUCCAGGACACAGACCUCGUGCUGAGGAAAGCCCUCUUCAGCACGCUUAAGGAGACCGACACACGCAACUUCAAAUUCCGCUGGCAGCUCGAGUCUCUGAAAUCUCAGGAAUUCGUGGAAACGGGGCUCUGCUAUGAUACUCGGAACUGGAAUGACGAAUGGGACAACCUCGUUGGCAUGGCGUCUGCAGACUCCCCGGCAGCCCGCAGUGCGCUCCCAUACAACUCCCUGGAGGAAAUCCACAUAUUCGUCCUCUGCAACAUCCUCAGAAGGCCCAUCAUCAUCAUUGCAGACAAAAUGCUGAGAAGUUUGGAAUCAGGUUCGAAUUUCGCCCCUUUGAAAGUGGGUGGGAUUUACCUGCCCCUCCACUGGCCUGCCCAGGACUGCUACAGAUUCCCCAUCGUCCUUGGCUACGACAGCCACCACUUUGUCCCUCUGGUGACGCUGAAGGACAGUGGGCCUGAAAUCCGAGCUGUGCCGCUUGUUAACAGAGACCGAGGGAGAUUUGAAGACCUAAAAAUUCACUUUUUGACAGAUCUUGAAAAUGAGAUGAAGGAAAAGCUCUUAAAGGAGUACUUGAUGGUGAUAGAAAUUCCAGUCCAGGGCUGGGACCAUGGCACCACUCAUCUGAUUAAUGCUGCAAAGUUGGAUGAAGCUAACUUACCCAAAGAAAUAAAUCUGGUAGAUGACUACUUUGAACUUGUUCAGCAUGAGUACAAGAAAUGGCAAGAAAACAGCGAGCAGGGGAGGAGAGGGGUGCAUUCACAGAACCCCCUGGAGCCCACCACACCCCAGCUCUCCCUCAUGGAUGUAAAAUGUGAAACACCCAACUGUCCAUUUUUCAUGUCCGUGAACACCAAGCCUUUAUGCCACGAGUGCUCGGCGAGGCGCCAAAAGAACCAAAGCAAACUCCCAAAGCUGAACUCCAAGCCCGGCCCCGAGGGCCUCCCUGGCAUGGCGCUUGGGGGGUCUCGGGGAGAGGCCUACAAGCCCUCAGCCUGGUGCCCUGAGGAGCCAGUGGGUGGACCUCACUCGGCCCCACCUACAGCCCCCAGCCUCUUCCUGUUCAGCGAGACCACGGCCAUGAAGUGCAGGAGCCCUGGCUGCCCCUUCACACUGAAUGUGCAGCACAAUGGGUUUUGUGAGCGAUGUCACAAUGCCCGGCAAUUGAAUGCCAGCCAGACUGCAGAUGCCACCAGACAUUUAGAUCCUGGUAAGUGCCAGGCCUGCCUCCAGGACGUCACUAGGACAUUUAAUGGGAUCUGCAGUACUUGCUUCAAAAGGACUACGACAGAGUCUUCCUCCAGCCUCGGCUCCAGUGUCCCUUCUUCCUGUCACCAGAGGUCCAAGUCUGACCCCUCGCAGCUCAUGCAGAGUCUCUCCCCGCAUUCUUGUCACAGAGCUGGAAAUGACGCCCCCUCUGGCUGCCUCUCUCAGGCCGCACGGACUCCAGGGGACAGGACUGGGACAAGCAAGUGCAGGAAAGCUGGCUGCAUGUAUUUUGGGACGCCGGAAAACAAAGGCUUUUGCACUCUGUGUUUCAUCGAGUACAAAGAAAACAAACAUUUUGUUGCUGCCUCAGGGAAAGCCAGCCCCACUGGCUCCAGGUUCCAGAAUGCCGUUCCAUGCCUGGGCAGGGAAUGUGGCACCCUGGGAAGC